This is a messenger RNA of Manduca sexta (tobacco hornworm), 1096 nucleotides long. RefSeq names its product adenylate kinase (gene Ak2). NCBI's taxonomy places the organism in Eukaryota, Metazoa, Arthropoda, Insecta, Lepidoptera, Sphingidae. The coding region runs from base 230 to 958 and encodes 242 amino acids. Gene Ontology annotation, molecular function: ATP binding; AMP kinase activity. The transcript has 3 exons. Gene Ontology annotation, cellular component: mitochondrion; cytoplasm. The record is from RefSeq and is a predicted model, not a curated record. Gene Ontology annotation, biological process: ADP biosynthetic process.
UGACGUUUGCAACCGACGUCAUCACAUGACUGUCGGUGAGCUCUUGUCGAUUUAUCAAUUUUUAAUUUGGUUGGUAACUUUGUGCAUUUUUAUUUCAAGGUGAUAACAGCUAGUUCACGUGACAAUUUUUAAGCCCACCGUUCAUGUGUGCUAAGUUUCAUUUAUACAUCUAUACAAUAAUCUAGUUAUAAUUUAGUUUUUGUUUCUCGAGGGUCUAAAAAUUUGAGAUAUGGCACCCGCGGCGACUGCAGUGAAACCCCGGCCUGAUGACGAUCCUAUCGGCAUCAGGGCCGUGCUCCUGGGGCCCCCUGGAUCCGGGAAAGGUACACAGGCACCACGUCUCAAAGAGAAGUACUGUGUGUGCCACUUAUCAACAGGAGACAUGUUAAGGGCUGAGGUAUCAUCAGGAUCAGAACUGGGCCGUCGGCUCAAAAAAGUCAUGGAUGAGGGGAAACUGGUGUCUGAUGAGAUGGUGGUGGAUAUGAUUGAUAAAAACCUGGAUCAGCCUGAGUGCAAGAAUGGUUUUCUACUAGAUGGGUUCCCCAGGACUGUGCCACAGGCCGAAAAGUUGGAUGAUUUACUAGCCAAGAGGAAGACUGCCCUUGACGCCGUCAUCGAAUUCGGAAUCGCCGACAGCUUGCUUGUGCGUAGAAUCACGGGAAGACUGAUCCAUCCCUCUAGCGGUCGUAGCUACCACGAAGAGUUUCACCCACCCAAGAAACCAAUGACCGAUGACAUCACUGGGGAACCGUUGGUAAGGAGGUCUGACGACAAUGUCGAGGCUCUGAAGAAACGUUUGGCCACAUAUCACGCGCAGACAGUGCCGCUCGUAGACUACUACAUGAGGAAAGGCCUUCACUGGCGGGUAGACGCCGCCAAGUCCGCCGAGGAUGUCUUCAGCAGAAUCGACAACAUCUUCAAAAGCAGGAUCUUCAGUAGAGAAAGAGCCGCGUUGUAAUCAAGUUUAAGUGUACAAAACUAAUUGUCUGAAUGUGAUUUGUUUAAGGACUGUUUGUUUUGCUAAAACUAUAUCAAUCUAUAGUUAUCUAUUUUAGAGACUAUAUUUUUUCUUGAAUACAGUGAACUGGACAAAUCA